CAAACGGAGCUGCCCCCGUGCCGUGCCGGGGCUCACCGGGGCACCCUGUCACGCCACCCUGGGGUGCGGGGCUGGGGUCCGGGGUUGGGGUGGGAUGGACGGGGGCUGGAAGCGGUUCCCUUGGUAACGGCGGGUCCCAGUUUCCACCAAUCGAUGGUGGCGGUGCGGGUGCGCGGGCUGGGAGGGCUCGUGGCCUACAUAAGCGCCAGGCGGACAGCGUGCGCCCGUGCCGCACCGAGACCCGGCAGAUGCGCUUGCGAAGCCAUGGCCAGGCUGACGGGCGCCCAGCCCGUGGCCGCCCGCCACUGGGGCUGCACUGCUGCUGCCUUCCUCCUCCUCCUCCUCCUCACUGUGCAAGCCGCCCAGAAGGCCGACCUUAGCGGUGACGCCACAGCAGCCACCAUCAACCACUCGCUGACGCUGCUGCAGCGGCUGCAGGAGCUGCUGCAGAACGGCAACGGCAGCGACUCGGUGCUGCGGGUGCGCACGGCCGCCUCCGACGAGGCCAAGGUCUUCCACACCCACCAGCUGCUGCUCAGCCUCCAGAGCGAGGUCUUCGAGAGCCUUCUGCACAACCAGAGCGUCAUCACCCUGCACGAGCCACCCGAGACUGCCGCGCUCUUUGAGAAGUUUAUCAGGUACCUGUACUGUGGGGGGGUCUCCAUCCUGCUGCACCAAGCCAUCCCCAUGCACCAGCUGGCCAGCAAGUACCGGGUCUGGGGGCUGCAGCGCGGCGUGGCCGACUACAUGAAGACCCACCUGGCCAGCGAGUCGAGCCAGGGCCACGUGGUGGGCUGGUACCACUACGCCGUGCGCAUCGGGGACGCGGCGCUGCAGGAGAGCUGCCUCCAGUUCCUGGCCUGGAACCUCUCGGCCGUGCUGGGCAGCGCCGAGUGGGGCUCGGUGAGCGUGGAGCUGCUGCUGCUGCUGCUGGAGCGCUCCGACCUGGUGCUGCACAGCGAGCUGGAGCUCUACACCGCCGUGGAGGGCUGGCUGAGCCGCCGGCAGCCCGAGGGUCCCGUGGCUGAACGGGUGCUGCGUGCCAUCCGCUACCCCAUGAUCGCGCCCAGCCAGCUCUUCCGGCUGCAGGCGCAGUCGGCGGUGCUGGCGCGGCACUACGGUGCGGUGCAGGACCUGCUCUUCCAGGCUUUCCAGUUCCACGCUGCCUCUCCCCUCCAUUUCGCCAAGUAUUUCGACGUCAACUGCAGCAUGUUCCUACCCCGCAACUACCUCUCGUCCAGCUGGGGCUCCCAGUGGGUCAUCAACAACCCGGCGCGGGACGAUCGCAGCACCAGCUUCCAGACCCAGCUGGGUCCCAGCAGCCACGACGCCGGUAAGCGGGUGACCUGGAACGUCCUCUUCUCACCACGCUGGCUGCCCAUCAGCCUGCGCCCCGUCUACUCGGACUCGGUCUCGGGUGCCGUCCAGCCGGCACGCAUCGAGGACGGCCGCCCCCGGCUCGUCAUCACCCCGGCCACGAGCAGCCCUGACUUUGCCGGCGUCAGCUUCCAGAAGACGGUGCUGGUGGGUGUGCGGCAGCAGGGCCGUGUCUUGGUGAAGCACGCCUACAGCUUCCACCAGAGCUCGGACGAGGCGGCCGACUUCCUCGCGCAUGCCGACCUGCAGAAGCGCACCUCCGAGUACCUCAUCGACAACUCCCUGCACCUCCACAUCAUCAUCAAACCCGUCUACCACUCCCUCAUCAAGGCGAAGAAGUGACGAGGCAGAGCCGGGUCCCGCAGCCGGAUUGGUGCCAGCCCCGCAGCGGGGGGCUUGUUCUUGGUCCUCCUGCUUGUAGGUAGAUGGAGGUCCCCGUACUGGGGGGCCCUGGGGCUGCUCUCUGCCGCCCGCCCCUCCUUGAUUGUCCCCCUGCCACGUCCCGUCCCCAUCACCGUCCUGGGUGCCUGUGGGGACAGGGGACACCGGGAUCCCCCCCGCCCCAUGUGGGUGGUGCAGGAGGCGAAAUGUGCAGCCCACGGCCACGGGCACAUCCUGGGCUCACGAACCCCCACGGGUGAGAGGAUGGGGCCAGGGACAGCCCGGCCUCCUGUGAUGCCACCCCUGCGGCACCGGCGUCCGUCUGUGCCGGGCAGCGAGGCUGCGGCGCUGAGUCCGGCUGCCAACACAGGGACCCCGGCAGCAGCACCCCUGGCUCGGCGGUGAGCUGGGUGCGUGCCCGGGCUGGGCUGGGUGGUCUGUCUGCCUCCCCCAGCAGAGGAAGCCUGGGGGGCACCGUCCCUGCUCACGGCCAGCAGCUGCCCCCUCCCUGCCCGGACACCCCCCAUCCCUUCCUAAUAAAAGCAGAAAACGAG
This is a messenger RNA of Grus americana (Whooping crane), 2312 nucleotides long. RefSeq names its product BTB domain containing 17 (gene BTBD17). The transcript has 3 exons. Bases 154 to 1719 code for a protein of 521 amino acids. NCBI's taxonomy places the organism in Eukaryota, Metazoa, Chordata, Aves, Gruiformes, Gruidae. The record is from RefSeq and is a predicted model, not a curated record. Gene Ontology annotation, molecular function: protein binding.